ACUCCACAUCCCGCCAUUUUUGGCGGUGAAAAAUUACAUGUUUGAAUUGCAGUAAACAAUUUCUUAACAGUGACUUGUAAUCUCCGGGAAUGAAUAUUUCAGUUAGUACCCUCUGCGUCGUGCUUGUUACGACUCUCUGAUGUCUUGAGAUGCCAUCAAAACAGCAAUUAGACAAGGCCGCUUGGCAGUGGGCUGAAACGACGGACCCAUCAUGCCAGGCAAAUGUAACUGAUCAACACGUACGGAUCUCGUAUAAGUUGACUGUGAAGCCUUGUAAACAGGGUACAUGCAGACGAAAUUGUCGGGGAAGUCCUCGCUGCUUGAAUGCGCUCGGUGAGAGUGUGUGGAUGGGUGAGAUCGACGAGAAGAAGUUUAGUGAUAUAGAAGAUCCAGAUGAAGAGAGAAGGAAAAAGGGUGCCUUCGUUGGUUUAAAGAAUUUAGGAGCCACCUGUUAUGUGAAUAGCCUUCUGCAGCUAUGGUUCCACAACCCAAACUUUCGAUUAGCGGUCUACAGAUGGCGCCCUAUGGAGGAAAAUGUCUGCACUGAUGAUGCCGUCGAUAACUGGAAGCCUUCAUCUAUUUGUGAACAUCUGCAGGGAAUCUUCGCCUUGUUAGAGCUAAGUGAGAGGAGGUAUAUAGACCCAGGAGAGUUUGUGACUUCCCUGGGCUUGGAUACGGGAUUACAGCAGGAUGUGCAGGAAUUCUCUAAACUUUUGGGUAAUAGAUUGCAAGACCAUGCUAACCCACAAGUAAUAGACGUUAUAUGCGAUCAGUUUCAAGGGACAUAUUCAUAUGUUACUACGUGCAAAGGUUGUGGUGGGUCAUCCGAUACACCGUCAAAGUUCUAUGAGCUGGAUCUAAACAUAAAAGGCCAUAAAACACUUCACGGAUGCAUCGAGGAGUUUUUGCAGGAGGAAGAGUUGGGGAGGGUGACAACAGUAUCACUGGCAGUAUGUUGCAACAGCAGGGAUUUAAUUUUUGAUAGAGCUACAGGUCAGAAGAAGAAGCUCAACAGCUGUAUACAGUUUCCAGAUGUACUCGAUAUGAGUCAAUGCAUCGGCGAAGCAGAACAAACAUCUGUGUAUGACCUGACGGCUGUGCUCAUCCACAGAGGCAUGUCUGCAUACGCCGGUCACUACAUUGCGCACAUAAAAGAAGCCAGCAGCGCCACGUGGUACAAAUUUAACGACGAAGUGAUCGAGAAGAUGAAGGGCAAGAAUCUGCAGCUCUACCAGGAUGAGGACGAGAUUGGCAGGCCUGACUGGAAUGCAAAGAAAAUGCGUGGAGUAAAGGGUAUUCUUACAUCUAAGGAUGCCUAUAUGCUUGCAUACACCAGACGAAAAUCGACAAAUGUAGAAGAGCCGCUUGUGGAGGUGGUGUCGGCGGUGGAUGCGCUCCCUGAUCGAGUGAAGAUCUACGUGAGCAAGGAUAACAGCAACUUUGAUGCAUGGAUGAAGGAGAUGAAGGCAAUGAAGGAUAAGAAUGUCACUUCAGGAUUAGCUAAGCAGAUGCAGGUGCGGGAGAUGUACAAUUUACUCCAAGAUAAGGAUGAAGUUCUACCCGACUGGAUAGCAGCACAGUGGAUUAGUGACUGGUUGGCUAAUCCCGACGCAGAGCGCUCAGUCGAUAACUCUGCACUGCUGUGCAGCCAUGGAAAACUGAGUCCAGACGAGAUCGUAAAAGCGAAGUGCAUUAGUAGUGAAGGUGCUGCAGUAAUAUAUGCAAAGUUUGGUGGUGGCCCACGACUCGCUGGCGACGUAUUGUGUCGAGAAUGUGUGAUAGAGAGGUGUCAAUCCAUCCAUGUCAAGGCUAAAGUAGCAACUGAUAGCAAAACCAUUACUGCUUUGCUUAAAAGGACGUGCAGCAGCACUAAGCAGUUUUGGGUAGGAAAGACGUCACUUCGUAGCUGGAGGUGUUUGGUGCUGCAACAUUACGGCAGCAGUAUUCAGGACAACUGUGGUGCAGAGGGAAGCGGAAACAGUGAAAAUAAACAGGAGCAGCAGCAGCAGCAGGAGCAGGCAGAAGCACAGAGUAGUAACGAAAAGAUAGAACGUCAGCACUCAUUGGAAAUGGAUGCAAAUGAUGGGUCUGCUCACCCAGAGAAUGAAACCACAAGCAUCUCUAGUGUUGAUGACAGGCUACAAGGCUUUAACGAGGACCUGUUGUGCAGUGGGCAUAGGCGACUGUGUGUGCAAGAAAACAGAAGAAAACUAGUCUCGAUUGAUGUAUGGUCUCGCUUGAAGGGAUACUUCCCAGAUGCUCCGGAGUUCAGUGCCUCUGCUCCUGUUUGCGAGAAGUGCUUGAGAACAUGUGAGGAGGCUCAGGAGCAGAAGGCUGUGCACAGAACCAAGGCAACAGAGCAGAAGCAGUUACUGUCAGACCUGUACGCCGACCGCAACCGUCCGUCGUGGGAUUCGACAACCACCAACCAGCUCUACUUGGUCAGCAGAGACUUUGUUAAUGAGUGGCGAAGAUUUAUCAAGGAGCCAUUAAGGUGGAAUCCAGUAUCAAGCUUAUCCAAUGAGCCACUGCUAUGUGCACAUGGAAAACUGCUGGUUCAGCCUGCAAGUUCAAUGGCAGACGUCGAUACUGACCUGUUUCUGUACGUGUGGCCCAAGGAGUGGCAGACGGUCCGCCAGCAGUUUGCUUUUGAUGUCGAGGUUGAGGUGUGCAGACUGGAAGACAAAGGAGGCCUUACGUUUUACACGAACCCAGAUGUUUGUGACGAGUGUAGGAUGGCACGACAGCAGCAACUCAUGCAGGAGAAGUGUGACUUUGUCAAUGAGCGCAUUUACAUCCGCCGGUUGACCUCUGACCAUGAAGAGGAGGAGACAUUGGGUACCGAAUAUCAGACUGAACAGACAGUAGAGGCACCUGCUCUCAUUGACGUGAACGUGCGGCGGAGUUCUAGAACACGGCGUUCACGGAAUGACAAGGAAGUCAUUAUUUCAUCUAGCGAUACCUUGCGUGACCUCAAGGUCAAGAUUAUGAAGCUCUUCUCUGUGCCACCGUUCGAUCAGCAUCUCGCAUUCAAUGGUGUGCAGUUGACUGAUGAGUAUGCGAAACUAGGAAACCUGCGGCUCUCACCAGGCUGCAUGCUUACACUAAAGGUCGACGAGCCAACUGAUGACCAGAGGAUCGUUAUUGAUGAUCUCCCACAAGCAUCUACACCGGAAACUGGAUUUAAAGGUACAGGACUGCUUGGCCACUGACGCACGCGAGCGGGAGCAGCGGCGCGGCGGACGGCUCGACUAGACGAGGUGUUCUCGUUCACUGCGAAAUCUGCGCUGCUAGUAGUGCGCACGGGGGCUUCAAGCUGCCUCCCUUUCCAUCCGUGUCGUACUCUCACGAUAGCUCGUUUCUUUUUUCACACGAGCUGUCGUCUCGAGGUGCUCUCAUUCGUCGCCGCGCGCGUGUUCGAAAUUGGGCACUUUUGCGUUGAUCAGUCGUAACAUCUAACUUAACUGGUACUCAUGUAUUGGAGAAUGUGCGCUAGUGCGUGUGCGUCUAGCAAGGCUAUUGGAUGGUCUUAACCGGUGAACUCUCUUACAUAAGUAGUGAACCCACAAAUGAGAGAUGUAUCGUUUGUAGAAACUCAUAACAGCGACAGAGAGGAACAGCUAGCUACUCGAACUUCUAUGUAAUAUAAAGUGAUUGUGGCCGAGCAGGAUCACGUAAUAAGCUCAGUAUCCAUUAUUCGUUUCCGAUACGCUCAUAUAAUCUACACGUAUACAUGUAUAUAGCGCUAAUUACGUUUCGACGUGUUUGGAAAUCACAUAAUUAUGACGUCCGUCUGUCUGGCGAUAGACAGCGGAGUUUUUUGUGCGAAUAUAAUUCUCUCGUACGUCGCUUACAUUGGCGGUAGUGGCGAUGGCGACGGUUGCAGCCGUAGUUUGCGUUUACACGAAAAUGCGUUUGUCCACUAUGACCUGUGUUUACCUGUUGGACUCAAAGAGGCUGACUGGACUUUGUUUUAUUUACAUUUACAAGAACCUGGUGAGGUAGAGCUCAUAGCCUUCACGGUUAUGAGAAUGGUGGCAAGGUUAUUCUAGACAAUCGAGAGUUUGAUAAUAUUAAAGUGUCUGAAUUUUGUG
Messenger RNA from Priapulus caudatus, 4094 nucleotides. RefSeq names its product ubiquitin carboxyl-terminal hydrolase 48-like. The record is from RefSeq and is a predicted model, not a curated record. Gene Ontology annotation, molecular function: cysteine-type deubiquitinase activity; cysteine-type endopeptidase activity; protein binding. Gene Ontology annotation, biological process: protein deubiquitination. Lineage: Eukaryota; Metazoa; Priapulida; Priapulimorpha; Priapulimorphida; Priapulidae. Gene Ontology annotation, cellular component: nucleus; cytosol. The coding region runs from base 150 to 3212 and encodes 1020 amino acids. The transcript has 26 exons.